Molecule: messenger RNA, 291 nt
Organism: Penicillium verhagenii
Lineage: Eukaryota; Fungi; Ascomycota; Eurotiomycetes; Eurotiales; Aspergillaceae
Exons: 1
Coding region: 1-291 (96 amino acids)
Source: RefSeq, a predicted model, not a curated record
AUGUCUCUUUGGAGGUAUGUGGGAUCUCUCACUAAGCUACUGCAACCUGUUCGUACCAAUUAUGCUAAUGCCCUCGCGCUAUACAGUACCUACCGCGGACUUACCCCGAAAACCCGAGCCCUCUUCGGCGUCGGCGUGAUGGCCUGGGCGACUAUCGGACUAUGGACCACCCCCCAGGUUGAGAACGCGCUUGGCAUGCAGUCGACAAAGGAGGAGCAGGAGGCGCUGGAUCGCCAGCUUGCUGUGCGGGUGUCGCGGGUGGAGGAUGAGAAGGGGAACGGGGCGAAAUGA